AUGGACACUAUCUCGGCCAUGAGCAACCUUUCAGUUCCAUCAAAUGGCAGUCAGUCGUUUAUAAACAGCACCAACAAUACAACAUUCUUUACAACAUCGGUUCCCUAUGUCGACGACAGACUGGAAAAAGCGAAGAACAUCAUGUUCAACAUUCAGUAUGUUCUCUUGCCGUUUUUCCUCAUCACGGGACUGUUUGGAAACACGUUUACAAUCGUUACCAUGGCAUCUCGUCGGUUCCAGCAUCUGACCUCGAGAUACAUCCUUAUCUUUUUGGCUAUCUCCGAUACAGUCCUUCUUAUUACACAGCCGUUCAACAAACUAUGGGUCAUCAAACUUCUUGGGACCGACCUUCGAGCACUUUCUACCGCUUCAUGUAAAGCGUUCUUUGUCAUUUUCCGUUCAGCAAAAAUGACAUCCUCCUGGUUGGUAGUCAUGCUAUGUUUUGAACGAUUUGUCGCUGUUGUAUUCCCUCUCAAAGCGAAAACUAUCAUUAGGAAACGAUUCCUUUUGCCUGCCGUUGCCGCUGACUAUAUUGCCAACUUUGUCUACAAUUCUGUAUGGUCCUUUUCAUCAGGGGUGGUUGGCGGAAUCUGUAAGCCGGAUCUACCGAGCCUGAGACACAAAUACUUCGUAAUAAUCGGAUGUACAUUUUACUCAUUCAUCCCAACUGUGCUGUUAAUCAUUUUCACGCCACAGAUCAUCGUCAGAUUGGUCCGGCAGGCAAAAUUUCGCCGUCAACUGUCUAAAGUGGCAUCUACAUCGAAAUCGAUGAAGACUUCGGUCAAUGCCACAGUGUCGUCUCGCAGCAAGCAAGAGGAGGAGAUGAUGCGUGCAAGUAUUAUGGUUCUUGGAGUCAUGAUCGCGUACAUCGUCCUGAUUAUCCCAAUCACCACCGUACAUCUGUACUCGUUUGCCGCUGGAGUAAGUGCUUUCGACGAAAACAGUUACGGUUUCUUCAUCUACCGGGAAGUUGCACAGAUGCUGGAACAAAUCAAUUAUGCUGUGAAUUUCUUCUUCUAUGUUCUCUGUUCAAGUGCAUUUCGAGGUAGGGUGAAAGAACUCUUGUGUUUCAGCGAAUGUCGCGCAAAAAAUCCCAAAAGUCGUCAAGGUAACAGCCGUACGUCCUCGUUGAAAUUAUCAGCGGAAUCGUCAAAAUGUCAAGAAACGUAA
This is a messenger RNA of Mercenaria mercenaria, 1170 nucleotides long. RefSeq names its product leukotriene B4 receptor 1-like. The coding region runs from base 1 to 1170 and encodes 389 amino acids. NCBI's taxonomy places the organism in Eukaryota, Metazoa, Mollusca, Bivalvia, Venerida, Veneridae. The transcript has a single exon. Gene Ontology annotation, biological process: G protein-coupled receptor signaling pathway. The record is from RefSeq and is a predicted model, not a curated record. Gene Ontology annotation, cellular component: plasma membrane. Gene Ontology annotation, molecular function: G protein-coupled receptor activity.